Molecule: messenger RNA, 819 nt
Organism: Drepanopeziza brunnea f. sp. 'multigermtubi' MB_m1
Lineage: Eukaryota; Fungi; Ascomycota; Leotiomycetes; Helotiales; Drepanopezizaceae
Molecular function (GO): protein binding
Source: RefSeq, a predicted model, not a curated record
AUGUCGUCCAGAACAGAGCGGUUCCAGCGCAAAGGUCGGGACAAGGCAGAUGUGAAGGCGGAGGAGCCCGAGGAGGUGAUCCGGUUCUCUGCCGAGGAAGAGGCUGCUCUUGUCGAGGAAUCGAAUACCGUGAAGAAGGAAGCCAACGAGCUGUUUGCCAAGUCGGAUUGGAAGGAGGCGAUCACGACGUACGAUAAAGCGCUCGCGACAUGCCCGAAUUACCUGGACUACGAGAUUGCGGUACUGAAGAGUAAUGUGGCGGCGUGUCACUUGAAGCUGGAGGAUUGGAAGGAGGCUGUCAAGGCUGCUUCUGCGGCGCUGGAUGGACUCGAUAGGCUUCAAGGAAGGGGGAGGGCGGAGGGUAGCGACGGCAAAGAGGAGGUGGAGGCCGAGGCAGAGGAGGCUGAUGAGGAGAUUAUUAGUGAAGGUGCUAUGAAGGCGGAGGAUACGUCUGCUAAGGGGAAGAGACAGGCGGAUAUUGAAAGGAUUAGGGGGAAGGCAUUGAUGAGGAGGGCAAGGGCUAGGAGUGAGCUGGGCGGGUGGUCGAGUUUGCAAGGGGCCGAGGAGGAUUACCAGACGCUAGAGAAAAUGACCAACCUGACGGCGGCGGACAGGAAGCUGGUACAGAGGAUGUUGGUGCAGCUUCCGCCGAGGACGAAAGCUGCGCAGGAAAAGGAGAUGGGGGAGAUGAUGGGCAAGUUGAAGGAGCUUGGGAAUGGUAUCCUGAAGCCUUUUGGCUUGUCGACUGAUAACUUUCAGAUGCAGAAAGAUCCAGCUUCAGGCGGGUACAGCAUGAACUUCAACCAAGGAGGCAAAUAG